CAGCAGCAGCAGGAGCAGGCAGGCGGGCUGCUCGUGGGCAUUGCAGCACAGCUCGGCAGCCGGGGCGCGGAGGCGGCGGCGCGGGGGACGCGCCCAGGCUCGCGAGGCCGGGGGCAGGCUGCGCCCCUUGGAGCGCGGACCUAGCCCUUCCUCCCUCCCCUCGCCCGCAGCUCCUGUUCCUGCUCCGGCCCGGCCUGCGGAGGCUUGGGGCGCCGCUCGCUGCACUAGAACUAAUCGCGGGGGAGGUGCGCGGGCGGCGCGGGGCGGGGCGGGGCGGAGCGGGCGAUCGUCAGUCAGUCCGUCUGUCUGUCUGCGCGGGGCCGGGCCGGGGCCUCCCGCGGCCGCAGGAGCCGCCGCUGCAGCAGCCGAGCCCGGGCGAUCAAGCAUGGAAUUGUUUAGGAAAACUAAUGCAUCCUUGGAUUCCUGAAAACUCCUGAAGAAAAGGCUUUCCAGAUGGGACCACUCUCAAGCAAGCCUGCCUCCUCCAGCCUCCCUGCUGACAAAUGGUGGUGGAUUAUAGAUGAGGACACGCUGACCCAUUCGACCUUGCUGAGACAGCGGGGAGGGGCCUCCUGCUACUUGAGGGAAGCUUUGGGUCAUUUAAAGGACAAGGUCAUGAGCCAGGUGGGGAAAUGACAUGAUAUCACAUGACAAUAGCCUGAUGACACGGAUUUCGAUGUGCAGGAUGAAGACGUCAAAAGAUGAAAAAUAAGCCGAUUUCCUGGACAGGGGUGAAGAAGGCAAAUGUUUAGUAGAACUUUCUCACACUGGAGCCAUGUUCUAAGUGAUGUUCUCCUUGGAAUCUUUCAUAAAUAUUCUAUCAACAGAAUGAUAUGAGUGAAAAUUUGGUUCAUCAGUGAUGUAUGCUGGAAGAAGCCUGCUUGGAAUGUCAUAUUUUGUGUUUUUUCAGAUUAUGUGAAAAGGCUAAGACUUCUACCUGUUAUUUAUAAACUCUUUAUCUCAAUUCGGCUACAUCAAACUAAUCUUCAAAGUAAAUAGAAGAAGAGCCUUUUUGGAUAUUUUUAUUGAACAUGACUCAUGGAGAAGAGCUUGGCUCUGAGAUGCACCAGGAUUCCAUUGUUUUAACUUACCUAGAGGGAUUACUAAUGCAUCAAGCAGCAGGAGGCUCAGGUACUGCAGUUGACAAAAAGUCUAUUGGGCAUAGUGGAGAGGAUCAAAACUUUAAGAUUUCUGGAAAUAUAUUUCCCAAUUGUCAAAGUAAUGGUCCAGUUCUUAACACGAAUACAUACCAGGGAUCUGGCAUGCUGCAUCUCAAAAAAGCAAGACUAUUACAGUCUUCUGAAGACUGGAAUGCAGCAAAGAGAAGGCGGUUGUCUGAUUCCAUUGUGGAUUUAAAUGUAAAAAAAGAAGCUUUGUUAGCUGGCAUGGUUGAAAAUGUGCCUAAAGGCAAACAGGAUAGCACAUUACUUGCCUCUUUGCUUCAGUCAUUCAGCUCUAGGCUGCAAAGUGUUGCUCUGUCACAACAGAUUAGGCAGAGCCUCAAGGAACAAGGGUAUUCCCUCAGUCCUGAUUCUUUGAAAGUGGAGAAAGAUUUAAGGUGCUAUGGUGUUGCAUCUAGCCACUUGAAGACUUUGCUGAAAAAAAGCAAAACGAAAGAUCAGAAGUUAGACACCAGUCUGCCUGAUAUAACCAAGAAUCUGCCUAAAGAGAGGUUUAUAGAAUCUCCUCAUACAGUACAGAGUGGAUCCAAGGUAAUAAAUGAGCCACUGUCAUGUGCUGCAAGAUUACAAGCUGUUGCAAGCAUGGUAGAGAAAAGAUCGAGUCCUGCUGCUUCACCUAAACCCAGUGUAGCUUGCAGUCAGCUAGCUUUACUGCUUUCCAGUGAAGCUCAUUUGCAGCAAUACUCUAGGGAACAUGCUUUGAAAGCACAAAAUGCAAAUCAAAUAGCAAGUGAGAGACUUGCUGCCAUGGCCAGAUUACAAGAAAGUGCCCAGAAAGACGUUGGCCAAUUCAACCUGUCCAAAGGAAUGCCAAGCCAUCUUAAUGGUCAAAUUAGAUCAUCACCCAAAACCAUAACUAGCAAAAGCAAUAUGGCAUCCUUUCCAAGUCCAAUUGGAAUGAUUAAUUCUUCCCCCAAAAAUGUAGGAUUCAAAAGUACAUUGGAAAGAAACCAUUUAAAACAGUCUCCCAACAACAGUUUGCUUUUAUAUCUUCUUAAGAGUCAGAAUACUACUAAGCAAGAAAACGGGCAUGAGCAAAAUGAGCGAAACAGUAUGUUUGAAGAGGGUAGCACACCAACUACAAUUGAUGAGUACUCUGACAACAAUCCUAGUUUUACAGAAGAUGACAGCAGUGAUGAUGAAAGUUCCCAUUCUAAAUGUCUUCCUAUAGACUUGUCCUUCAAACAGAGGACAGCUAAACCAGAGUCUGGACAGCCUGCUUCUCUAGAUAAUCUGCCCCAGUCCUUGCUUCAUAACUGGGAUCCAAAAGUUCCAUGUCUAGAGAGCAGGGAAGAUAAAGACACUCCAAAGGGUUCUAAACUGAAUCCGCAUCAGAAAGUAACACUACUUCAGUUAUUGCUUGGCCAUAAGAGUGAAUACAAGGUGGAGAAAAAUGCUGAUCCUCAGGGACCACACAGUACAGCUGAUGUGGCAAAAUUUAUCGUACAAACUGGCAAAAGGACUCCUGGUACAGAGUGUCCCAGUGCAAACCGAAUGACUCCUUUAAGCACUCCCCCUCUACUUGUUUCUACAAAAGCAGAUUCUCCAAUCGAUCUCUCCUACCAGACUUCUCUAGCAGUGAAGCAUAAUUCACCACCAUAUGCCUACAAUAUCCAGCCAGAGAGGCUAGUGAAUACAGCAUCUAAACAUUUGAUAGAUCUUUCAAAAAAUAAAGAUCUUCAAGGACCUACGCUGAACAGAAAUGAGAUUGCUCCAAACAGUGCAUCUUUCAGUGCCAGCAAGUUGUUACAGAACUUGGCUCAGUGUGGAAUGCAGAGUCCCAUUCCAGGUGAAGAGCAACGAACUAGCAAACAGUUGCUUACAGUGAACGCAGAUAAACCUUUAGGAUUGAUUAACAGAUUGAAUAGUCCCCUGCUUACAAACAAACCAAGUACGCUUGAAGAAAACAACAAAAUAUUCAGUUGUCAGCCUGCACCCAUUGACCAAGGACUUCCUGGCUCAGAAAUAGAAAAUCUCCUGGAAAGACGCACUGUCCUUCAGUUGCUUCUGGGAACUCCCAAUAAAGGUAAAACCGAAAGGAAGGAGAGAAUGCUUUUAAAAGAUGAAACUUCACAAGAACAGACAGAUAAAGCAUUGAAUGAGCAAAUACUGACCGUGAAAAUAAAAACUGAACCCUGUGAAGAAUCAAAUAUCCCUCGUAACCCAAAUGUACAACAAAUAAGAGAGUGUAAGGGUAACACAUUUCAAGGAAUAACUCAUUCAUUGCAGAGAAAUACAGCUGCUUCUCCAGCAUCUGAAGAUUUUAAACCCGAGCCUCUUUCACCUCAAGAUUUUUCCUUUUCAAAAAAUGGCCUGUUAAGUCGUUUGCUGAGACAGAAUCAUGAUAGUUACCCUGUAGAUGAUCUGGAAAGAAAUCACAGAAAUUGUGAGUUGACACUUCUAGAAUCAAAGAGUCUUUGCACAGUUCCUAAGAAGAGAAAACUUAAUACUGAGCCUUUGGAAAGUCCAUUAAAAAAGAUCAAAAGUAAUAUGUCUGAUGCUGCAAACAAUCAUGCUUCUCCAACAGAAUCAUUGUAUGGGCCUUUGCUUAACCAGCAAGAUGUGAAAUUUAAUAGAAGCGAUCUUGAUUUUAAAUAUGCUGCAAGUCAUGGUUCAAGUAAUGAAAGUGAAAAUAGGAGUUGGUCUAGGGAUAGCAAAGGUUUUAAUGUGUUGAAACAGUUACUUCUCUCAGAAAACUGUGAGAGAGAUUUGUCACAGCAUAGGAACAGUAUAGGAACUGAGGGCAAGAAAAAAGGAAACAAAAAUAAUGUAGCUAUUAAACCUGAAUACAGCAUUUCUUCAAUAAAUGCAUUGAUGGGAAACCCUUCACAACAGAACAGUUGUGUAGACCAUAGAACAUUUCAAUACCCUGGAGCACUAAGGAGUCCUGCCAAUUCCCCCUUCCCUGAACAUUUGGGAAGUAUGUUAUCUAGACCUGAAUCUGAUCAACUUGGCGUUUGUCCCUUACCAAGCGAAAAAGGUCCUAUCAGAUGGGUUAUCACACGCAUGGACAAAAAUGAAUAUGAAAAGGACUCCCCCAGACUGACCAAAACCAAUCCAAUACUUUAUUACAUGUUACAGAAAGGAGGCAAUUCUGUUAGUAACCAAGAAGCACAUGACAGAGACACUUGGAGUGAACCUUCAUUUACAGAAAGUUCAACUCAUGUUACAAUCAAAGAGGAGUUGGUACCAGAGGCAGAACCAAAAGCUCCUUUUCAUAAUUUAAGAAGCCCUUAUAACAGCCAUAUGGGGAAUACAGCCUCCCAUCAACACUGCAUGAAUGGAGAGGUACCGGGACUUUUGGAAACAGUGCUAACAACCAAGAAAGAACCAGAAUAAAAUAGAGCCACCACAAUGAGUUUACAGUUAGUGGUUUUGAAUCUUUGUAAAAAAAUGAAAUAAAAUAAAAAUGAAUAUGAACUUGAUAAGUGUAUAAAUUGAGCAUGAUUUGAGGAAAGCAUGGCCUAAUUGAAAAAUGUUUUUAUUUGACAAAACUUUUUAUUUUCUGAUAAUGCUAUUUAAAAUACAUGUAGCUAUAUUUUGCUUUACAGUAGAUUGUCACAAGGAACUACAGAGGUUGUAAUUUGUACAAGACAUUUCUGUAUGCAUCAAACUAAGUUAUGAAUAGUCUGACUAGAGUCUUAUUUGGAGCUAAAUAUUUGGGACACGUGGAAGCAUACCACCUAUGUGGUGGGAAUGCAUUUUGCUGCAUUUCAUCCCGUCCAUUUAGUAUCUUUUGGAAACCUACGUAUAAAGAUUUGUGUAAUUUCUGAUGUUUAAUACAUUUUAUGAAGUUUUGAGGACUUUUUUUAAGAAAUAGAACAGUCUGUCCAACUUAUGAGCUCAUCAUAUUUGGAAACUUCUGACAGUGUUAAUUGGAAUGCACUGAAUGCAAUUCUUAGUGCUUCUGAUUUUUUUUUUUUUUUUAUUAUUAUUAUUUUUAAAACUUUUUUGUGGUCCUUCCAGAAUCAUGGUGCAUCUUGGGUUUUUUUUUCCUUUCUCCCACUUGAUUAUGAUAAAUGCCUUCCCCAGAACCUCUAGCAGUAGUCGUAUACAUUCUGAGUUAGGACUAAAAGUUUUUCCAGCUUUUUCUACAAAAAGCAAAAUUUCAUAUACCCAGGAAGUAAUAGAUAAGUCUGUCAGCUCUUAUAAAAAGAUGGUGGAAAUGUCUCUUAGACUUUGGGGAUAAAUAGGAAGAUGAUGUACUUCUCAGAAAACUGCCAACACUUCUGGUUAGUGAAACAAGUAGAAUGAUUUGUUCUGUGCCAUGUCACCUCUUCUUUUCAAAGGAAGAGAUGCUUCACUUAUCUAAUAUAUUUGGUAUCUGAUAGAAUAUGGUAUAAGAUUAUUGCUGUGGAAGGCAUAUUGGUUCUUCCAUUCGGCACAGAAAAAUGCAGUCUGCCAACAUGUAUUAAUCUAUGAGUAGCUAAUCACUAAUCGUUCAUAUCAUGGAAACCUGGUUUUAAAAUAAUUUUCAGGUUGCACUGAAUAUUUCAAGUUGUCAUAUUCCACAGUUAGGGGCCUACCAAGUUUGUAAAGGCUGCCCCCCAAUUUUGCAGGCAGAAAGCGGUCCCAGGCAGCUAUUUCAACCCCCCCCUCCCCCCCCAAAUGCCUCUAAUUGGCCAAGGGGCCACCCAGGGCUGAUUGGCUGUGGGGGCUGCCUGUCAUGCGGCCUUGCUCCUUGAUUCUGAUUGGUUGCAAGGGCUGUCCAUCAUGCAGCCAUGCCCCUCAAAACUGAUUGAUGGAGAGGGGCAGGGCCGCAUGACAGGCAGCCCUCUCACCCAAUCAGCAGGGAGGGCAGCAGCCAUUUUGCCAGCUGCCCUUCAAAUGGGCAGCCCUUCUCCCCUCCUGCUCCCCCACACUGGUGGACUGCCACAGCAUACCGAGGACUACUGGCUCCCUCUGGGGAACCAGCAUUUUAUUUUCAUUAAGUUGGUUUUUCUUUCCUGCAGUUUUCACAGGCAUUACCUGGAUUUUGUGGGAUUUGUGGAAUUCCAAAUUUGGUAGGUCCCUAUAAUGGAUGGUGGACUACAUCUCCAAAAUGCCCUAUCCCUUUUUCUCCUUUUUCCCCCAAACAUCUGGCACCAUCUUUUUUUCCAAAACUGAUGUGGGAGUGAAGUACAGGGGUAUUGUGGAUCAAAGCUGAGAUGUAUUGAAAGGAUCAUUUUAUGGGGUAAGCCAAGCAGCAGAUUCUUUCCCAUUGGCCAGUGUCGCCUCAGGGAGCCCCAAAUUCCCAUAGUAGAUGUUCUAAGAUGCUCUUCUUCAAAAUUAUAUUAAUGGUCAGUUACAAUAAUGCCUGCUGAACUUGCAGUAUCUACAACAGGAGCAUAUUUUCAACAGUUACUUCAGUGAGCAUUCCCUGUGACGUGAGAGAAUCUAUUUAAUAACCAAAGUGUUUAAGUAAGGAAGAUUGUAUUCUAGUAAGGAACACACAUUCUACAAUGUCCAUGAAAAAAAUUCUCUGUGGUACAAAGAGUAACAGUACAAAGAGCGGUAAAAGGAAUUUUAUUAUGUUUUCUGGGUGAUGUUUCAUCCAUUGGGCAGUAUAAAGAAUAUCUACAUUUUAAAACGGUCACAUAAAACCAUUUUAAAUUACACUGUCAUUGGCCUGACUUCUAGUUCUAUAGUAAGUUUAUGAAAAAAAAAAUUCAAGAUUUGUUUUUGUCUUUUAAAGUUGGUAGUUAUUAACAAGUAGCCAGCCCCGUAACAGUUCAGUUCUAUAACAAAGACUAUAUCAGUAAGAAUACUACAGUAGUUUUUAGAUUACAGGCAACCCCCACUUAACGCCGGUUUGCUUAGCACUAUUUUGCUAUCAUGCUCAUUUUAAAUUGAUACUUGGUUUCACUUGGCACUCAGCGAGUUUUAUUAUAAUGCUCAUGGUUGCCAUCUUAGGUCAUUAAAAACAAUUGCAGUCGCCAUCUUGGGUCGUCAAAUGCUUUUGGUUUUGCUUAAUGCUUGGUUUGUCAAGAACCAGUUAAGAGCGCUAAGUGGGGGAUGUCUGUAUAGCCAAUGAAAUUGAAUUAUUUUUAUAUGAAUUAGCCCGACAUAAAUAUUAGGGGGAAAAGAUGGCAUUUGUUCCAUCCCUGACACACAUCUCUGAAAGUCUUAAGUGAAGAUUUUUCUUGAAAUAAAAUUAUAUAGCUAAGAAGUAUAAAAUAUCUAGAAUAUUUUAUGGUCCCCAGAAUAAAUACAAGGCUGUAACUUACUUAAGGGUUUCUGCUCACAUUCAUGCAAACAGCCCCCAUCUGUGUUGGGCACAAAAGAGGAGUCAUUGGACAUUUGCUAUCAAACCAAAAUGCUGAUGAAAACAUGGAACUUUUCUGGGUUUUUUCCACCUAAUACUAGCAAAACAUGAUACAGAAGCCCUUAUGAGUGCCUUCCCACGUAUUUAUUCUGUGGUAGUCAGUUGUUAAAAUAUACACUUUAAAAUGUUUUGUUUCUAAAGUUUAUAAAACAUUUAAGUUAAAAUGUUAACAAUCUUAUCAGUUAACAAUUUAUUUUUCUUUUGAGGUGAUGUAUGUUAACAACUCUAACAUACAUCAAUGCAUUUUCAUGCAGUAAAAUUUAAUUUUAAGAUGAGCAGUCCUUAGAAAAAUCUCACCCAUUGGAAAAUUCACAACAAUGUACAACACUGUUGUGCUUUGUUACAGCAGUGCCCUUGAAAUGAGUUAGUGUACUCUGUUGGAAACCUGUUCCUGCUAAGCUGGUUGUUUAGGCAACCAUUGGAAAACGGCAUAGAAACAUAACCUUUUGCAUUAGAUUCCCUGGUGUAACACUGAUGCCAUUCUUACCUUGGAAGAAGGAGAAUUUUUAAACAUGGCUUGCCCCCAUCAUUUUGACAAUCAUGAAGCCCAUUUGAAAAAAUCAGCUGAACCCUGAAAAACCCAAGAAUCUGCUCUAAAUGAAAGAACCUCAUGGGGCUCGGCUAGAGGGGAAGAGUUUGUCAAAAUUCUCCUUGCGGACUUCUCUUUAGAAAGGGUGUAAGGGGAGCAAAAUAGCCAGCAGAGGUAGUCUUCUUGCCCCAAACACUCCCCAGUUCCUUGAAUCCAUGUAGAUCCUGUGGGAUCAAGCCAAGAUCAUGCAUACAGGGUGCAUCUACAUGUGGAAUUAAUGUGCAGCAAUAAACUGGCUCAUAUUGCGCCAGAGUUUAUUGCUCCCAGGAGCCAUGUAUACACUAGUGCCCAAGACCACAGUGCAUUGAGCAAGGUUGGAGCAGCCCCAGCUGACAGGGAGCCCCAGGGGUUAGCCUGCCAGCCUGGGGCUGCUCUGACCUGGCUCAACGUGCUGCAGAUAGGCUGGCCAGAGCAUAAGGAUGCUUCAAUGUGGGGCUAAUCUGCAGGCAACGUUCUGAAGCACCCUCAUGCCCCAGCCAGUCCCACUAGCAUCUACGUGUGCGUUGCUUAGAGUAAAAACUCCACCAUAGGGUUGUACUUGUAUUUACAAGUACUAACCUGUGGUGGAGUUGAUUGGUUUACUCCAUCCUAAUAGCACUGCAUGUAUAGACACUGAGAAAUUUACUGCAGAGCUAAUUAAGCAACUCUCCAGUAAACAUCUCAUGUAGAUGUGCCCACAGAGGCCUUAUCACAGUACUUCCUCACAGUUUUGUCUAAAACCCUGCUAUCAGGCCAUAGCCAGAAGAUGAGCAUCUCCAGUAUCCCUUCUCAGAUUCAGAGAGGGAUCUGAAAGAUGAUGCUGCUUGGAUAGGGAAAGAGUUGGGAUUACAACCCAGCCUUUAGUUCUACACAUGAGUGGAAGAAGCAAAAAUUACUAAUAUUGUGGUUAGAAGUAGUAGGAUACAUGGAGCAUGCAGGAUCGACAGGCACAGUAGGACCUGAUAAAGAUGCUAGAAGUACUAAAUGCUCAUAAAAAAGCGAGGAGCUCUCAUUGCAGUUAUAAACAUGAUGGUGUUGGCUUGGGCUUGAUUCUUUUGCAAAAAUUAAAUGUCCAUGCUUCAGUCAAAAAUGUGAUUGUAGCAUGUGUAGGCACACCUGAAUUAGCUUUAAUCUUAUCUAGUUUGGAUACCUGUAUAGCAGUGUUAGGUUCAGCAGCUCUAGCUUCAGCUGCUAAAUAUGUACGCAGAGUUUGGGGAUGCUUGUACUGCCUAUUAUGUUGAAGAUUAAAGCCUGCUCAGCCCUACAUUGCAGUCCCAUUUCUGAUGGCAGUGUAAACACAUCUGAAAUCAACAGAGGAGGAGCAAGGGAGACUGAGGAGAGCAGAACUGCAUUAUUUCUCCUUCUUAAUGGUAUGCUUAAUAAGGUAAUAUGUGACCACAGAAAGAAUCAGGGCUGUGUUCUGCUAAAUAGCUUCCUACAGAUACCACUAAACCAGAAUUUCUCUUUCAGCAGUUUAGGAACAUCAUUAAAUUGAAAGGGAAUUCAAACAUAACUUUCACUCAUUUUAGCCAUUUAUUGUUUGUAAUAUUUAAAAAAUUUUAAUUUACAAAUUUUAAAGAAUGAUUUGAAGUUUUCCCUGUUAACGUUGUCGGUGAAAGAGUAGUGCAGCUCUCAUUGACAUCAGUGAAAUGAUAUUACCAGUUUGUUCUCUGCCACAACUUACAGAGGAGUAAACUGGUAAGUAUAUAUUAUAUAUAUUUAUAAAUAUGUAAAUAUAUUGACUUGUUACACGCAUAAUAUGUUGCAAUUGGUUUUUAAAAGGUGAUGUAAAUAGUGGUUUAAUUAAUGAAAAUACCUAUUUUGUAUUGUUCUAAUGCAAAGGAAAAAACCUUUUAAUCUCGUUUGGCUUUCCGGUUUCUUUCUUUCCUUCCCCACCUUUUGUUAUGUAUAUUUCAUGUAUAAGUGUAAAUAUGAUCACAUAGAUUUAAAAACUUUUGCAUGUAUGUAUACAGUUGCAAGUCUGAAAGAAUGUAUAGAAAAUACUUUUAUUUAAAGUUGUGAUUACCUGCUGCAUGAAAAGUGCAUGGGGGACCCUGUGCAUCUGUGCAUUGGCAAAAAUGUCUUAAGUCAGGUCAGUUCAAAAAACAACAGUAUUCCAUUUCUGGACAUGACUUCUGCUGUGGUAUUUUAGCUUUGUGAAAGAAUGUGCUUCAAAUCAAAAGGGUCUGGGUGAAAAAAACUCAAAACUACUUUUAAAGCAUAAACACUCUCAACUGUACUCAGUCAUAAGUUCAGAACUCCAUUUUAAAAUACUGUUUCAAGAGUAUUUCAACACUAUAAAAUGUUGGAAUAUUGGUUGUCAUUGCUAGACAUAAGAAUUCUGGGGUUUACCACAACCAAUUUUAUUGUGAUGUGUUUUCAGUAAUAAAACUGGUCUCAUUUUUAUUAGAAAUUAAUUUCCUCAUGUGAUGUCACAAAACCGUACAUACUGCAGUGUGAAGUUUUUUAAAUCUUUCAGUGUUUACUUCCUGCAGAAGAUUUGAAUAAAUGAAAAAAAUGCAUUGUC
Alligator mississippiensis (American alligator) is the source of this 10580-nucleotide messenger RNA. It is a transcript of the gene NRIP1, whose product is annotated as nuclear receptor interacting protein 1. Gene Ontology annotation, biological process: regulation of transcription by RNA polymerase II. The record is from RefSeq and is a predicted model, not a curated record. The transcript is spliced from 4 exons. Gene Ontology annotation, cellular component: nucleus. Gene Ontology annotation, molecular function: transcription coregulator activity; signaling receptor binding. Lineage: Eukaryota; Metazoa; Chordata; Crocodylia; Alligatoridae. The coding region runs from base 1032 to 4520 and encodes 1162 amino acids.